Molecule: messenger RNA, 759 nt
Organism: Ordospora pajunii
Lineage: Eukaryota; Fungi; Microsporidia; Ordosporidae
Exons: 1
Coding region: 1-759 (252 amino acids)
Biological process (GO): signal transduction
Source: RefSeq, a predicted model, not a curated record
AUGAUAACAUCUGGUGGGAAUGGUGGCUCAACAAUGAUUCUGUACGAUUCUCUGCAUACCACUGAGGCAGAAAAUCUCAAAGAAGCAUGCAUGAAUGUAAUAGAGAAAAAAGAGUCGGAAAACGGAAUGAGCUUGUCGUAUGUUCUUGAGCAAUUCAGGCAGAUAUGCUGCUGUAUGGACAGUUUUGAGGUGGACAUGGCUGUGAAUGAGUCUAUGCUUUCGUUGAUGCAAUACUUGGAAAGAAAUGCACCGGGUGUGGAUGGAUUGUUCAUCAGUACAAAAUCGUCUGAAAGUAUGAAUAGCUGUGUGAGCUUGCUUGAAUUUAACGAGAAGAUAGAUUAUGAAACCAUUGACAUACUUGACUCAGCAAUGGCAUUCAGGGUGUAUGUUGACAAGAACCUAAAAGCAAUUAUCCCAGUAAGAGUACGGCAGAAUGUAAUAGAGGCAUACAAAAGCAAUGAUGAAGAAAGGAAGAAGGUUAUUAUGCCGAGAAUCCCGUUUGUGUUGAAUGAUUCGCACAGGAUAUUCCUGAAGUCGUUGAAGAGGGUGUUUGGGUCAAUGGAGGAUGGCGCUGAAGAUGUGCAGCGCAAGAUGGAUGAGGUGUAUGAAGUGUUUGGCCCGCUGGUUGUUAGAAAGUCCGAGGACAUGCUUGACACCAGUACGUCUGUGUUGAAACAGAUUCUGGCUGAUCUAAUGGAUGUGAAUUUUGACGAGCUUCCAAGGUCGUUUUUCAGUGCAGGAAACGGAAGCCAGGGCUGA